UAUUAAUCAUAAGAAAAAUCAUAUACUAUAAAUCAUAAAUUGAAAUUUGUUUUCUUUAAAAAAAAUAACAAGAACUUUCAAUAAAAUGUCGAAAAAAAGGAUUCGUAUAAGUGCUGCCGUAAAGGAUGUUUCAUCUUCGGAGGAAAAAACGGUUCCUUGACAACGAAUCUAAUAUCGAUCAAACAAAAACAGCAGCUGCUGGUGCUGAUACGGAACAGGUUGAUUUGGGUAGGAGUGAAAGUCACUUGGAAGGAGUUUCCGAAGAAGAACAUAUUGGAAUGGAUAAAGAAAACUUAUUGCCAUCAUCAGAAGAUAUUCCUCUAAAACAACGAUUGCCCGUUGAAGAUUUUGUUGAUUCUUAUGAUGAUGGCCACAUUGAUUUGGCAUAUCCGGAACACUUGGAAUUUAAGUCAUCAGCUGAGUGCUAUCCCAAAAGUUAUUAUACACUCUCUGGCAAAGAGCGAUUACUUCUUUUAUUUGCUGAGAACUUUAAAAGACAAUUUACAAGUUUGUAUCCCAAUAGAAGACCAUUAUUGCUGGCGAUUAAGAAUGAGUGUGAUGUUCAAAAACUUGUUUGCACGACAAUUAGACCGACUGCAUUUUUAUUUCCAUCAUUGAUAUCGAGUUUAGAGGGCUGUGCAAGUUUUGUUGCAGAUUUUAUUGAGUAUACACCAUUAAAAAAUCUACAAGCUUUGCCUCCAUCCCUGGUAUCACCGUCAACUUUACUCCGUCGCCGAUGUGGAAAUAGCUUUGAAAUGGCAACUUUACUGUGCAGCAUGUUGAUUGGAGCAGGUUUUCCAGCCUUGGUUGUGUCGGGUUCAGCUAAACUGAAUACUGUUAACAAUGAUCAGCGAAAUGUUCAAUACACCUUACCAGAAGAAGAACUUGAUUAUGAAAAAGAUGAAGACGAAGGGCUGGAUAGAUCAUCCAGAACUGAAGAAAUCAACAAAUAUAAACUAAGACCGAAACCGGAUCUCGAGAGUCAUUUAACAGAGCAACUUGAGGAAAAAAGGUUGGAGAAGGAAAAUCGAGAGAAAUUUGAAAAAGAAGAAGCUGAAAGAAUUGAACGGGAGAACUUAGAAGAUGAAGCCUCAUUCAAUGACCCUUGCCGCCUUUCCCACUCUUGGGUUGUUAUAAUUCACAAUGCUCCAUGGAGCUGUAAGCCUCGUGUCAAGAUUCCAAAUGAAGAUGGUGACGAGGUUGAUGCUCCACCAACUGCCACAUUUAUUGAACCCUCAACCGGGUUUCAGCAUGAUCCCUCGACUAUGGCGUACAAUCACAUCGAAAGUAUUUGGAACCAUUUAAAUUACUAUGUCAAUUUGCAAACUUGUCGAAUUCGAGACAUGAAAUGGGAUUUAAAAGAGACCAGCCACUGGCAUCAUCUAUUGCCUGGUGAGCCUAUAGAAAUGCGGGUUGAAGAGCAAUGCUCUGAUGAAAACAUAAAAGACGAGAGCAAAAAAGUGUCUAUGGAAAAACAUUUGGAUAUGGGUCGAUCUUGGGUAGAAAAGUUCACUAUUAGUGAUAAGGAAUUGGAUGAAAGAUACCCAAAUCUUCACAAAGCCAUUUACUAUCAUCGAGUCUUGCACGAAAGAUUCUCAAAUUACACUCAGCCCGAUGGAAAAGUCGUGCAAGUGACACUAUUUUCAGAUGAUAAUUAUGAAGUUCCUGAGAUACGCUGGGAUUGGUAUGAAAAUCGUGCGGAUUUACUGACAAAAAUUAAAUUUACCUUUUCAACUGGUCAGACUGAGGAACAUUUCCAAAAGGGAAGACCAGAUUCUUUGAAAUAUUUUAUACACUAUGUUAAUGAAACACAACCAAAAAUGUUACAUUUCUUUUCGGCACCACGUUUGGACUCAAUGCAAUUGUGUGAAGUACACGACAGAAAAAUUGUAAUGCAUUUUAAAAAAGAACCAGGAUUGUGCUUCUACAAGGAGUUCAACACAAAAUACGACUUGAAUAAAUUAAUGGAAAUCACUGAAAAAUUCCAACGAGACCACACCAAACCAGCCAACGAAGAUAUUGCGAUUCGGUCUUUUCAACUUUCGAAGAAUAAAAUUCUUCUGAAAUUUCAUUAUCUUUGUGGUGCACUUACUGCCACAAUCAGAGAAUUCAUUAAACCACCAAAGCCAGAUUACGGUCAAGAGAUUAUCUUCGAUCCAUCACUAACAAAAGGAUUCAAGUUUGGCGAUACGAAUCCUGAUCCUACCCAACUGGAACUGUACCUAUUGUUGUUGGAACAACUGAAGGCCGAAGAAUCAGCCAAGAAGGCCUUUGACAAAAUUAUGGAAGAGCUUAACUGUAUUUUCGAGCGAAGGAAGCGUGAAAUCAAACACACCGAUUUAAAAUUCGGAGUAUUUGAUCCUUUGCGAAAUGACGCAGCAAGGAAGCUUCGCCUCGAGAGGGACGAGCUGGAGAAGAAAAUCAUAAAGGAACGAAGUAAAAAUCCACCCGAUUUCUUGGCUCCCUAUCUCAUACCUUACAAUGGACGUACUUUGACGCAAAAGGAAUCCUGGACAGCGUACCAUGCGUGUUUGAAUGAUUUGAAGAAGCGAUUUGUAACGCUUUUGAAUGAAUUGCAACGACGUUAUGAAGAUUUGACGGCUGAAGGACAAUCGUUAAAAAAAUUCUUGGGCAAAUUUGAAAAUAAAUUCGAUGACUUCGACUAUGAACGUCUUAUGCAGGAAUCGAAGGAUCUUGAGCUGAAUAAGAGAAUGGUGCAAAAGAGAUUAACGAUUACACACGAAGAUUCACAAAAGAAAUAUGACUUGGUCAAGCAGUCAUUGCUUAAGGACAAACGUCUGCAAUUGAAAAGUCUUUCAAUGGCAAAUAGUAAUACUAUACUAUAUUAAUAGUAAUACUAUACUGGAUUGGAUUUUAUUUAGUAACAAAACGCUAUUUUUAUUAUAUCGAGUUUUUAUUGUUUUUUUGUAUCAUUUCUAUUUUUGAAUAAAUUUAUUGUGUUUGUGGCA
Molecule: messenger RNA, 2969 nt
Organism: Eupeodes corollae
Lineage: Eukaryota; Metazoa; Arthropoda; Insecta; Diptera; Syrphidae
Gene: lobo
Product: coiled-coil domain-containing protein lobo
Exons: 10
Coding region: 126-2849 (907 amino acids)
Biological process (GO): flagellated sperm motility
Cellular component (GO): motile cilium
Source: RefSeq, a predicted model, not a curated record